UCUUUGUCGCUGCAAUUCCGAGGGCCGAGGUGCUGAUAGAAUUUCUCCUCCCUUGGGUUUCUUCGUUCUGCAUCAAUGGGGAAGGGUACGGGAAGUUUUGGUAAGCGGAGGAACAAGACCCAUACUCUCUGUGUGCGGUGCGGCCGCCGCAGCUUCCAUCUUCAGAAGAGUCGUUGUUCAGCUUGUGCUUUCCCUGCUGCUCGCAAGCGCAAGUAUAACUGGAGUGUGAAGGCUAUUAGGAGAAAGACUACUGGAACUGGAAGGAUGAGGUACAUGCGCCAUGUUCCGCGUAGAUUCAAGAGCGGCUUCAGAGAGGGUACUGAAGCUGCACCCAGAAAUAAAGGAUCUGCAGCAUCAGCGUAAGGUAUUGGAAGAAGUUCGACUUAAUUUCAGCACCCAAUUAUAGUUUUCAUUAGGGUUUUUACGCAUCUGAGGAUUAUUUCACAUAAUUUUGUUUCCUAGUUUUGCCAUUUUCAUGAUUUAGUUGAACGCAGUUUCUUUGAAACGUAUUGUUUUGAAUUAUGGACAAAUGACGAAUCAAAUUGUUCGUACUCUGCUACGUAUUAUGCUUUUUACAGCACCUUACAUUUCCCC
Cucurbita maxima (winter squash) is the source of this 594-nucleotide messenger RNA. RefSeq names its product 60S ribosomal protein L37-3-like. The transcript has 4 exons. NCBI's taxonomy places the organism in Eukaryota, Viridiplantae, Streptophyta, Magnoliopsida, Cucurbitales, Cucurbitaceae. Gene Ontology annotation, biological process: translation. Gene Ontology annotation, molecular function: structural constituent of ribosome; RNA binding. The coding region runs from base 76 to 363 and encodes 95 amino acids. The record is from RefSeq and is a predicted model, not a curated record. Gene Ontology annotation, cellular component: cytosolic large ribosomal subunit; ribosome.